AUGAAGCCGAGCAUUUUUGUAUCUCUCGCAGCAUUAGCGGCGAGGGAAAUUGCCGCUCAUGCCACUUUCCAACAGCUUUGGGUUGACGGCUCCCAGUGUGCACGAUUGCCCCAGAGUAACUCGCCGGUCACCAACGUUGCUGGGAACGAAAUCAGAUGCAACGUCGGCGGGACGAGCGGCGUGAAUGCCAAAUGCCCGGUCAAGGCUGGGGGAACAGUCACCGUCGAGAUGCAUCAGCAAAAUGGUGAUCGAAGCUGCAAGAACGAGGCCAUCGGCGGAGCGCAUUAUGGCCCCGUUAUAGUCUACCUCAGCAAAGUCGACAACGCCGCCUCGGCCGACGGUUCCUCAGGCUGGUUCAAGAUCUUCCAAGACGGCUGGUCCGCCAAACCAGGCGCCGGCUCCGGCGACGACGACAACUGGGGUACCAAGGAUCUCAACACCUGCUGUGGCAAGAUGGACAUCCCCAUUAGCAGAGACAUUGCCGACGGCGAUUACCUGCUCCGCGCGGAAGUCAUCGCCCUUCACGCGGCUGGUCCCUCGGGCGGAGCGCAGCUAUACAUGACGUGCUUCCAGAUCUCGGUCACGGGUGGCACGGGGGUGGACAAGCCUGCGACGGUUAUCUUCCCCGGCGCGUAUAAGGCCAGCGACCCUGGCAUCGCUGUCAACAUCCACGCCAAGCUGUCUGGGUAUACGGUUCCCGGCCCUGCUGUUGCUUCGACCGGGACCACGAAGACUGCGGGUUCGGGAUGCAGUGGUUGCGCGUCUACCUGUGAUGCUGCCAAGGGCCCUGUUGGCACGGCGCUUCCUGUGUCGCCUGUUGGUGGAGGAGGCACUUCUCCUGGAAACGGUAGCCCGCCAUCGUGUACUGUUCAGAAGUACGCACAAUGUGGUGGUCAGGGUUGGACAGGUUGUACUACCUGUGCGUCUGGUUCGACUUGUCAGGGCGUUUCAGCACCGUACUACUAUCAGUGUGCUUAG
Messenger RNA from Colletotrichum orchidophilum, 978 nucleotides. RefSeq names its product fungal cellulose binding domain-containing protein. Gene Ontology annotation, cellular component: extracellular region. Gene Ontology annotation, molecular function: cellulose binding. The coding region runs from base 1 to 978 and encodes 325 amino acids. Lineage: Eukaryota; Fungi; Ascomycota; Sordariomycetes; Glomerellales; Glomerellaceae. Gene Ontology annotation, biological process: carbohydrate metabolic process. The transcript is spliced from 4 exons. The record is from RefSeq and is a predicted model, not a curated record.